AGUGUGGUGAGAGCAGGCUGCUAGCCGAUUGGUUGGCACUAAUCUACGUUAAGGUCUAGGUCACUAAUAUGGGCCGUGAGAAAAUAUGAACAAGCCUGAGUAAACAACCAAUCAGAAGCCUGCGUUGUCUACCUAAACAACCAAUCAGAUGACUGCGCUUGUCUAUAAUAAUGUUGUCUGAAAUAUGUAUAAAUACGUGUUGAUUUUCAUAAUAAAACGAUCUGUUGCCUGGCCCUUGUCUUCUGUUGUUACAUUUGGUGUCGCUGCCUACCGACAAAUGAAAAGCCUAUACCCUGCAGCUUUUGAUGGAGACAUAUGGAUCUUCGGGCAGGACUUCAAGGCUUCUGCGCAGUUGAGUGGCGUUCAAGAUCUGUCAGCGAUGGAGUUGCUACUUGAGACGCUGCUGGGAGGUCGGGCGAAAGCAGCAUAUGAAGGUGUGGGCCGAAGUAUGGACGAAUGUUCGACAGGGUCAGGCAAACAGUUUCCAAAGUGGGAAGGACCAUAUGGUCACUUCGAGAUGGGGUUACGCAGACACAGUCGCAAUGGCGAACAAUGAGAGGCGCGUGAACGUCAACGAGCUCCAGAAAUGGAUACAGCGAGACAAGCCAACGAUGACGCCUGCACCAAGUAGAUCAAGCCGACUUCAGUCGCACGUAUUUGACGGGGGACGAGUGUGGUGAGAGCAGGCCGUGAGAAAAUAUGAGCAAGGCUGAUUUAACAACCAAUCACAGCAAAGUUAACGUGGCAAAAUACGAUUCGCAGAUAGAGAACUCUAUUUGUCGAGGAAUCCCGAAACAACCAAUCAGAAGCCUGCGUUUGUCUGCCUAACUUCUGAUAAACAACCAAUCAGAUGACUGC
Trichobilharzia regenti is the source of this 858-nucleotide messenger RNA. NCBI's taxonomy places the organism in Eukaryota, Metazoa, Platyhelminthes, Trematoda, Strigeidida, Schistosomatidae. The record is from the annotation of a GenBank genome assembly.